Molecule: messenger RNA, 2403 nt
Organism: Chanos chanos (milkfish)
Lineage: Eukaryota; Metazoa; Chordata; Actinopteri; Gonorynchiformes; Chanidae
Product: protocadherin alpha-3-like
Exons: 1
Coding region: 1-2403 (800 amino acids)
Biological process (GO): homophilic cell-cell adhesion
Cellular component (GO): plasma membrane
Molecular function (GO): calcium ion binding
Source: RefSeq, a predicted model, not a curated record
AUGGCUCGGAUAACGGGAAAUGCUUACCAUUUCUGGAUGUUUUACAUGUCUGUAUUUGAUCUCUGGAGUGUCGCGUCGGGGCAGAUUGUGUACUCCGUGUCGGAGGAGACAAACCCAGGCACCGCCAUCGGAAAUCUGGCAAAAGAUUUCAGCCUUAAUGUGCGGGAUCUUGAGCGCAGAGAGCUUAACAUCGUGUCUGGACCUAAUAGAAAAUAUUUCGACUUAAAUAGGAGAACGGGGAUUCUUCACGUUAAAGAGAGAAUAGACAGAGAGGAGCUAUGCGGACGGAGCCCCAAGUGUUCUUUGCCAGUGGAAGCCAUUGUGAAUUCGCCAUUAAAUAUAUACAGGUUUGAGGUGAAUGUUUUAGACAUCAACGACAACGCACCUUCGUUUCGUUCAUUGUCAAAAGACUUGAAUAUAUCUGAACUUGCUCUUCCGGGGGAGAGAUUUGCUUUACCUAGUGCGUAUGAUCAGGAUAUAGGUAGCAACUCGGUAAAAAGCUAUAAGCUGAGUCCGAAUGAACAUUUCUCUCUGGAAGUCCCGAGUGGAGGAGAGCAGAGUGUAUCUGCUGAGUUGGUGCUGCAGAAAGCUUUAGAUCGAGAGAAACAGCCUGUUAUCCAACUCACACUGACCGCUGUAGACGGAGGAAAACCCCCCCGAUCCGGGACGAUACAGAUAAAUAUUAACGUUGAGGAUAUCAACGACAACAUUCCCGUUUUUGACAAACCUCUUUAUAAGACCCGUGUCAGCGAAAAUGCACCAUAUGGGACGUCUGUCAUUACUGUUCAUGCCACAGACACAGAUGAGGGUCUAAACGGCGAAGUCAUCUACUCUUUCAUAGACAACGACAACGACAACGGCCUUGAUGUAUUCUCUAUAGAUCCGGAAACCGGGCUGAUCACAGUUAAAGGAAAUGUGGAUUAUGAGGCUGCCAGUGCUAUUGAGUUCAGGGUACAAGCUAAAGACAAAGGUCACAAACCGAGAUCCGCAUAUUGUAAAGUGUUAGUAGAAAUAGCUGACAUUAAUGACAAUAUUCCAGAAAUAUCCGUGACUUCUUUGGUUAAUAUGGUGAGAGAGGAUUCAGCUGUUGGCACCAUGGUUGGAAUGAUAACUGUGUUAGAUGACGAUUCUGGUAAGAACGGUCAAGUUAAUUUAAAGAUUCAACAUUCUGUUCCAUUCAAAAUCGUAAAUUCUUAUAAAAAAUAUUAUACGCUAGUAGUGGACGGGCCUCUAGACAGAGAGAGUGUUUCUCGUUAUAAUGUCAGUAUAACAGCUACUGAUGAAGGGACCCCACCUCUCUCUAGUACAGCUGUUAUUACUGUACACAUCUCUGAUGUAAAUGACAACUCACCCAGAUUUCCAGAGCCCAUAAUUAAUGUUUAUGUGAAAGAGAACAGUGAGGUAGGAGCUGUUAUAUCUACAAUAUCUGCUUCUGAUCCAGAUGUUGGCGAUAAUGCGAAAGUUGUCUAUUCAAUACUCGAUAACUCAUCCAAAAGCACCCCGGUGACGACAUUUGUGAACAUAGACUCGGACAGCGGAGAUAUACGCUGUCUCCAGUCCUUUAACUAUGAGGAAAUGAAGACGUUUGAGUUUAAAGUUCAGGCCACAGACUCUGGUGUUCCUCCGCUGAGCAACAACGUUACUGUAAAUGUUUUUAUUUUGGAUGAAAAUGACAACAGUCCGGAGAUUCUCCCGCCCUAUUCAGAGCACGGCUCCCUUAACACCGAAAACAUUCCCUAUUCUGCCGAAGCAGGCUACUUUGUGGCCAAGAUCAGGGCUGUAGAUGCCGACUCAGGUUAUAAUGCACUGCUUUCCUUUCACAUUUCGGAACCGAAAGGAAAUAAUCUUUUCCGAAUCGGAACCAGCAACGGUGAAAUAAGGACUAAGAGGCGAAUGAGUGACAAUGACUUCAAAACCCAUCCGCUGGUGAUUUCAGUUUCUGAUAACGGAGAGCCCUCACUUUCAGCAACUGUGUCUAUUGAUGUUGUUGUUGCUGAGAGCACAGGUGACACUCAGAUUCCAUUCAGACAUGUGCCCAUAAAAGAGGACAGUUUUUCUGAUUUAAAUCUUUAUUUGCUGAUCGCCAUUGUGUCAGUGUCUGUAAUCUUUUUACUGAGCCUCAUUAGUCUGAUAGCUGUAAAGUGUCGCAGGACUGACAGCAGCUUCGGCAGGUACGGUGCCCCAGUCAUUACAGCACAGCCCGACGGGAGCUGGUCUUACUCCAAAGCUACUCAACAAUAUGACGUGUGUUUUAGCUCUGACACCCUUAAAAGUGACGUCAUGGUUUUCCCAGCGCCAUUUUCACCUGCAGAUGCGGAACUGAUCAGUAUUAAUGAAGGGGACACUUUUAACCGGACACAAACACUCCCUAAUAAAGAGAAGGUAGGGGCAUUUUCGCAGUAG